AUGCCAACCAAAUCGGCAUACGAUAAAAUUGCUUUACGGCAAAUUUUAUCGGAUGCUGCUUGCCGUGCUAUUGAUGAUAACGGACGUCUCCUUCCACCUUCCCAUGCGGUAUAUAAAACAAUUUCAAAUAUGAUGGCGGAUAAAGGGUCGGCGAUCACGCCCAAGCACAUUUAUACUAUUAUCAAUAAUAAUCGUGCUGGUUUUAGAGAUCUUAUCAUGGAAGUUUUCGAUAUUCGAGAGCGAGAACUGAGCAUCUCUGUUAAUGAUGGUAAUUACAGCAACGAAAAGUGUGCAGACCAGACCAAA
Messenger RNA from Brenthis ino (lesser marbled fritillary), 306 nucleotides. NCBI's taxonomy places the organism in Eukaryota, Metazoa, Arthropoda, Insecta, Lepidoptera, Nymphalidae. The record is from the annotation of a GenBank genome assembly.